GGAAUGCCAUCUUUAGGUUGUGGGGCCUUGGGCGCCGGCUGUUGAUAAGGAAUUUUCCAACAGCGCGAUAACGACCUCUCCUCAGCAAAAUUUCGAGGGUGCGCGGGGCAACGUUCCCAUUGCCAACCGCAAAACCCGCGCCUCGCCAACAUCAAAUCCUGUCGAGGGCAACUCCCGCCGUUGCAGAGACAGUUUUGUUGCGCGCGCCUUAUCCGUUUCGAUCUGUCUCAUCAAGGUCUCGGAUCGCGCCGCGCUGCUUUGGGAGCCCCGAGGUAACCGACAGCUUCCGCUCACACCGUCUCGCCGCCAACCAUGACAGUGCCCAUCAAGCCGCCCGAUGGCGCUGCCCCAGCCCCCACGCAGGCCGAAGUUACGUCCCUGCUCGACACCGUCUUCACCGCCAAAACCUCAAACGCCUCGAUCGAAGCUUGCUACGGCCUGUGCGAGCUUCUGCUCAACUCGGUUGGCUUCCACGGUCUGCACCAAUACGGCAUCCUUAGCGAAGUCAAGAAGGCCGCCGCCGAUAAGAAGAGCGGCCUCCGUCGCGAGAGCGCCCAGAACUUACUCGGUGCCCUGUUCGAACGUUUCCCGCCACGUCAACCCAUCAGCGAGGUCGUUCUCCUGCUCCAGGAUGGCGGCAUGCUCGAUUGUGCCCUCGAUGCCCUCGCGGACAAGGGCGCCGUGGUUCGCGAUGCUGCCCAGUACGGAAUCGAUGCGCUCUUCGCCAACCUGAGCGUCGAAGCCAUGGUGGCUGGUCUCCUGCCUGCACUGAUCCAGUACAUCAAGAAGUCCGGCGGCAAGUGGCAAGGCGUCGUCGGUGCCUUGAAGUUAAUGCAGAAGAUGGCCGACAAGGCCAAGCCAAUAAUCGGCAGUACCAAGGAACAGGCGCAAGAGCAAGAUCUUUUGCGCGACGCAAUGGGCUCCAAGCUCGCCACACUCAUUCCGGUGGUCGAAAACGGCAUGCUCGACAUGAAGAGCGAGGUCGAGAAGCAGGCUGUCAAGACCAUGAACUCCCUUACUGCCUUGCUCUCCAACGACGAUGUUGCGCCGCGGAUUCCCCUCCUUAUCGACACGAUGCACCACCCUUCGGCCGAGACGCUGCAGAAAGCGAUCCACGCCCUCUCCCAGACGACUUUUGUUGCCGUCGUCACAUCUCCCGUCUUGGCCUUGCUUACGCCCUUCCUGGAGCGCUCCCUCAACAACCCAACCACACCUCAAGAAGUUCUCCGCCAGACGGUCGUCAUCACCGAGAACUUGACCAAAUUGGUCCACGACCCCAUCGAGGCUCGGACAUUCUUGCCCAAGCUUCAACCCGGCAUCAAAAGCGUCGUCGACAGAGCUUCUCUUCCCGAAGUGCGCGAGUUGGCAACCCGGGCUCUGGGUGUGAUGGACAAGGCCAUGGGCAACGAAAAGACGGCCAUCGUUGAGCGGACCACCGCCGACGACGUUGCCAAGGUCCUCGACGACGAGAUUAAGAAGAAUGGUGGCCUCUCUGGUGGUUCGACCGCAUACGACCUGGCGCGCCCGUACAUCUGCGAGAUGGUCAGCGAGGACGUGAACCAUCGGCAGUUGGAUCGCAUUCCUGCCAACAUCACGCCUUAUCUCCGGUCGCUGACGCCAGCUGCUGAGGCCAUCGCUGCUUCCGUCCACAAGUUCUAUGUUGAGGAAGACCACCGCAAGUACGGCGUCCCCGAGAAGGAAGACGACGGCGAGGUUGAGAUUGUCAACGCCGACUUCUCGCUCGCUUACGGCGGUAUGCUGCUGCUGUCACACACGAACUUGCGGCUCCUCAAGGGUCACCGUUAUGGCCUCUGUGGCAGGAAUGGUGCCGGCAAAUCUACGCUGAUGAAGAGCAUCGCUAGUGGCAAACUGGAAGGGUUCCCCCCUCAAGACGUGUUGCGCACCUGCUACGUCGAGCAUAACCAGGGCGAGGAUGCUGACAUUAGCAUUCUGGAUUUCAUGUGCAAGGACCCAACCAUCGCGAAGGAAGGGAGGGAGAGAAUCUCCGCCGUGCUGGAAGAGUUCGGCUUUACCUCUGGCCCCGAGGGCAGGCAGUCCCAGAAGGUCGGCUCGCUGUCCGGCGGUUGGAAGAUGAAGCUGGCUCUUGCGCGCGCCAUGCUGCAGCGGGCGGAUGUCUUGCUGCUGGACGAACCGACUAACCAUCUCGAUGUGGCCAAUAUCAAGUGGCUCGAGAACUAUCUCAAGACGCACACCGAGAUUACCAGCCUGAUCGUGUCCCACGACUCUGGUUUCCUAGACGAGGUCACCACCGACAUUUACCACUACGAGCCCAACAAAAAGCUCGCCCACUACAAGGGUAACCUUGCCGCCUUUGUCAAGGUCCGCCCGGAGGCCAAGAGCUAUUACACGUUGUCGGCGUCGAACGUGCAGUUCAAAUUCCCUCCUCCCGGCAUACUCUCGGGCGUCAAAUCCCAAACGCGCGCCAUCAUCCGCAUGACCAACGUCUCGUACACGUAUCCCAACGCGCCGAAGCCUUCGCUGAGCGAUGUUUCUUGCCAGCUCUCGCUGUCAUCCCGUGUGGCUAUCAUUGGCCCCAACGGUGCGGGCAAGUCGACGCUGAUCAAGCUGCUCACGGGCGAGCUGAUCCCCACGUCAGGGAAGGUGGAGAAGCACCCCAACCUUCGUAUCGGGUAUAUCAAGCAACACGCGCUGGAGCACGUCGAGAUGCACCUGGAGAAGACGCCCAACCAGUACCUGCAGUGGCGAUAUGCCCACGGCGAUGACCGCGAGGUGCACUUGAAGCAAACCCGCAUCUUGUCCGAAAAGGACAGGGAGCAGAUGGACAAGUUCAUCGAUGUUGGCGACGGAAAGGGCAAGCGCCAGAUCGAGGCGCUCGUCGGUAGACAAAAGUACAAGAAGACGUUCCAAUACGAAGUCAAAUGGCGUGGCUUCCUCCCUAAGCACAACACGCAAAUCUCACGUGAGACCCUUCUGGAGCUCGGUUUCGACAAGCUCGUUCAGGAGUUUGACGAUCACGAGGCGUCGCGCGAAGGCCUGGGGUACCGCGAGCUGCAGCCGUCGGUCAUUAGCAAACACUUUGAAGACCUGGGCCUCGACCCUGAGAUCGCCAACCACAACGAGAUUGGUUCCCUCUCUGGCGGCCAGAAAGUCAAGGUGGUCAUCGCCGGCGCUAUGUGGAACAACCCGCACCUGCUCGUCCUCGACGAGCCCACCAACUUCUUGGACCGCGACUCGCUCGGCGGCCUGGCCGUGGCCAUCCGCGACUUCAAGGGCGGCGUGGUCAUGAUUUCACACAACGAGGAGUUUGUCGGCGCUCUGGCAACGGAGCAGUGGCAUGUGCUGGACGGGCGGGUGACGCACCGGGGCACCUCGCAGGUGGCGCUCGACCGGUUCGAGGACAGCGGGGCCAGCAAGCCUGCCUCGGCGGUCACCAGCGGGCUAAACAGCCCCGUGCCGAGCUCCAGCGUGGUGAGCAGCGCGGUGAACAGCGGGGCCGAGGAUAACGGGGCCCCUCCUGCCGUCACGGGGGAGAGCAUGAAGUUCAAGGCCAAGAAGAAGAAGAAGCUGACCAAGCGAGAGCUGAAGGAGAGGGAGGUGCGGAGGAGGCUCAGGCACAUCGAGUGGUUGAACAGUCCCAAGGGGACACCGAGGCCGCCCGAUACGGAUGAUGAGGCGGAGUAGGCCCGAGUUCAGCUGGGAGAUCGG
This is a messenger RNA of Thermothelomyces thermophilus ATCC 42464, 3687 nucleotides long. RefSeq lists its product as uncharacterized. The transcript has 2 exons. Gene Ontology annotation, molecular function: ATP binding; ATP hydrolysis activity. NCBI's taxonomy places the organism in Eukaryota, Fungi, Ascomycota, Sordariomycetes, Sordariales, Chaetomiaceae. The record is from RefSeq and is a predicted model, not a curated record. Bases 313 to 3663 code for a protein of 1116 amino acids.